This is a messenger RNA of Danaus plexippus (monarch butterfly), 5398 nucleotides long. It is a transcript of the gene tipE, whose product is annotated as protein tipE. Gene Ontology annotation, molecular function: sodium channel regulator activity. The coding region runs from base 642 to 1628 and encodes 328 amino acids. Gene Ontology annotation, biological process: regulation of sodium ion transport. NCBI's taxonomy places the organism in Eukaryota, Metazoa, Arthropoda, Insecta, Lepidoptera, Nymphalidae. The transcript is spliced from 4 exons. The record is from RefSeq and is a predicted model, not a curated record.
UGCGACAAAAUAGUUCCGGUUUCGUGGCGAAUUUGGCUAAAUCUAGAACUUAGACAAUCAAUAGGUCGUCAGAAUUCCUAGGCUAGACAGUCCGGCGUCAUUUCAGAUAUUUCGUUAUGCUUCCCAUCAUUUACUUACUUAUAAAUUAUAAUAUAUUCAAUAAAAGAUAUUACGUUACUAAUAAAAAUAUCACUUAUAUAUAAUAAUACUUUAAUUGAUUAGACAAUCAAUCUUCAUUGUAACAAAUCUAUUUCUGUACUAAGCCACUUAUAUGAUAUUGCUUUAGUAAUUGAAUUAAGCAAUCAUAAUAAAAAUGGUCAUAAAACUACUUCAAUAGCAAUCACAAGUAAACUGAUCAUAUUAUAAUCUACCCCGGAUUUAUGUGGAGACUGCCUGGUGUUAAUUUAUAGCGUCUUCCAGUCUUGAUGAGAUAAUUGCAUUAAGUAGCAACUCUCUUAUAUUAAACGCGGUUCAGUGAACCAGCCUUAUGAGAUAAAAAUGUAAAUAAAUCACAAUUACAAAGGAAACUAUAAAGGAAGUAACUUUGUAUUGGAUACAGUGAGAAAGACACGUCACCGAUUGAAAUGAGCCGGCCAAGUUGAAACUGGCGCUAUGAUCGCUAAUAGUGCACUCUCGCCAAAAUGGCCGACGAGGAAAAACUGCCUAUACCCCCAACUUUUCUGGAGAAAGUCCUCUUCUACACAACAGCAACGUUCGUCCUGCUCGCUAUCUUCAGCCUCUUCGCUUUUCUCUUCUUAGUUCCGUUUGUCAUCGAACCGGCCUUCACCACCAUAUUUAUGCAAUUCGACCCGGUGGCUGCGCUAUGUGUCACCGCUCAAGUGAAACAUUUAGUCGGAGUAAGCAACUGUACGUGGGCCUCCUGUAGGGAAGGAUGCACGAAAGACUUGUACGAAUGCACUCAGAUAAGGGUCAACUAUAAAUUGGGAUACGCUCCUAAUAUAACAGCUACGGAAUACGAGAACCUCAUUCGUGUGGAGAGAUCUUUGAGGAAGGACUACGAUUACGAAAACUACGGAUCGCCUUUAGAAAAUAACUAUCCAGAUAUGGAGGAAAUUCCUGAACCGAUACCAACAGGGUUGAUGGGGAACGAUUCAGAAUGGUACUUCACUGGUGCCCGAUUGUUCCCCAACGUUAAGGGCUGCGGUUACCCUCCUAUUCUCAACUGCACAAUAUUCUAUGGCAAAUACAAGCCACUUGGUACCAAUUACUCCUGUUAUUAUAGCAGAGUUGAUCCCGGACUGGUUAUCACAGAGCUUGACAUGUGGCAGAAUACUUUGAAUUUGGUCUAUGCUAUGGCCAUACCGAUACCAUCUUUCAUAAUUUCUGUGAUAUACUUAACGUUCGCGUAUUUUAAAAUUUAUAAUACUGAAGAAGAAUCUGAGCAAGCACCGUUACAGAGCGAUGCUGAAGCUAUGGCUACCGGAGAUGAUGGUAAGCCAACAACACCAGGUUCGGAUACCUUCAGGGAAGACUUGGCGUGUUUCGGUCACCAGUUGAAGAUGCAGUUGGCUAACGAGAAGCCAAAAGAGGGUUUCGAAUCGAACAGCCCUCCGAUUUCCAAUUCUGCUUCGCUGUCUGGGACCAAGUCGUCUUUCGUCAACGCCUAAUGAAAUUCACACAGAUGACAGGACUCCUGAAGAGGGAUCGGUUACAAGGUGUACCAUGAAAUGAUAUGAACAAUUCGUGCUAACUUUACAAUAUAAUCGAGCACUUUUUACAGGACUGUGGUCAUUAUUACUCAAUUUGUGGCUUAAGCUUGCCGCUUUGAAAAUCGGUCGUGGCUAAUCGAUAGCAGUGUAUUGUUAAAUUUAUAUUUUAUAAUGCGUUGUGAGCGACGGGGGUUUUUCGUGACAACAUAUUAUAUUAAAUGUUGAGUGUUGAUUUCGGAUGUCGCUUGUUAUCGAAGCCAGCUUGUUUAAAUCUCUUUCUAUACGGUAUUUAAAUUCCCUUUUGAAUUUUGCUGAUUGUAUAAAUUUACACGUACUAAUUGUUUGUAACGAAAACUAUUUAUAAGCUUAGAGAAGACAAUUGUUACCUUUUGAAAUUCUAAACGUAAUUCGUCCACUGUUGUAAAUGAGAUUGUGAACUUGGUGGAAUCUGUUUUGCAAAUGUUAUAAUGUUUAAAAAGUGUUUUUUAUCCCAAAUGCAGAGUUUUGCUCAAAAAAAAAUUUGUAUUUCUUUAACAUUCGACACGUGUUGUCACGAAAAUCUUGUAAGGUAGAUUAUAAAAAAUAAACAUCACAUUGUUUAAGACGUCUCUUGUAUGCUGGUGGGGUAUAUGCACGCGUCCUGGUUAUAAUUAUUUAAAUAAAUAAAUAUGUAAACCAUGGUUUCGAAAUUAGGAAAAGACAAUGAAAGUUUUCGUUUUUAUUUUUAAUCUAGAAAUGGCGUUUUUUAAAUUCUUUCUAUUUAUUUAUAUCGAACUAGAAAGAUAUAUUUUUGUUUAUAUAAAAACAAAUAAUUAAUGUAUGUGAUAAUACAUCAAUAAAAAGAAAAAAUAAUUUCCUAUCAAUAGGAAAUUAGUGUAAAAAAAAUUUGAAACAUUAUGAUACUAAACUAUUUGUAAACGGAAAUUAUAAAAUAUAAAUGUUCUAUAACAAAAUUAUAUGUCAGUAUGCUUAGCACGAGUUUGUCUCGUCAUACUGUGUACGAAGCUUUUCCCGUUUCUCAUUCAAUAACCUACGUCAAUACUAUAAUGUGACAUCAUUUAUAAUGUUAACUAUUAAAGCUCCGUAUGUAUGUGACAAUGCAAACUUGGGGUAACAUCCUGUGUAUACGUGAUAUGAAUUACCCAAACAUUAAUUUUGUCCACAAACUAUAUUAUAUUCCUCCGUUAUAUAAUAUAUAUACAGAGUGUUCUCUCGAUACACGAUAUUUGUCCGAUGGAUUAUGAUAUGAUGUAUACAGCGUGUUCUAUCAAUACAUUGAUGUUAUAUUCAAUCAAUUAUCGUCCCGUACGUACAGUAUCGAUUCUUCCGUCCCAUGCUUAUACGUUUAAAAUAUUCAUCGAUACAAUUCAUGUCCAAAGACAUCCGAACCUUAAUAUAGAACACCCUAACCAGAAACAUUAACGGAUUUCAUAAUAAAAGUAACGACAGUUACGUUUGUUUAAACCGAAAUUGAUAUAUCUCUAAACAUAAUGCAAAUAUUCAGAUAUUAUAAAUUAGAAAAAAGGGUCAUAGAUACUACAUAAGGUAGACUGUAAUCGUAACGAACUCGGAAAAUAACUUCAAAUAAUUAAUAACUUCUCCGGCUUGAUACGUUACAUGAAUAAUGAAUUAUGAUUUAGAAAGAGAAUUUGAAUGCUUAAGACGCUUUAAAGGUUGUAAUUGAACGCUUCAGAUAAAAAUAAAUGCGUAAAAAAAAAUAUACUAAAAUGUACAUAACGAAAAAGGCUUGUGAAUAUUGCAUACGUUAGAAUUAAAGGCGGUGCGAAAUAUAAUAAUUUUAUUAAUUCACGUCUAAGCUUUGCUGAUAUGCUUUAAAUUUGUUUAUUUUCUACAAUUCCUGUUGUUUUCUAAAUAUUUAUUGAAUAAUAUCAUUCUUGGUGUAUAUUAAUUUAUAAGAUUUUUAAUAUUUCAAUGUCAUCUUAUUGUGAGAUCAAAUUCUAACAGUUUUAUUUUAUAUUAAUAUGAAAUGUACGUUUCAUAAUAAAUUGAUAGUUAAUGUAACUAAUUAUAAGGUUAUUUUUAAGUGAUAAAAAAAAUAAAAAAUAAUAAUCUAAAAAUUCGCUUAGACUGUGGAAAUUAUAUGAUGAUUAGUUAGAUAUUGCAAAGUACCCACGCACAUUUAAGUAGAUAAUAUAAUAAAAAAAAAUAUUAUGAAUAAGAUGAUAAUUGUCAUAUUAUAUUAAAGAUGUUUUGUGACGACGGCACAAAGUUAUUCAAACCAUUCAUAUGCCACAUUAAAUUAUAUUUAAAUUUGUCAAUUCUCAUCUGAACUAUGUAUUGCAAUAUGUAGAUAUAUUCAUUUCAAUUAAUUUUGUCCUCACUUCAUAUACAAUUAAUUUUUAUUUAAUGAAGUGCCUCUCAAGUAACAAUAUUUCUUUAAUUUUUUAUAUAUACUUGAUUUCUCUAACACAAUAUUGUUUUAUAGAUUAAGUGAUCGAUAAGCAAUUAGUCAAUAUCACCCUGAAAUUCAAGUCAAAUUAAUUUAGUGUUUAUUUUAAUAUAUAAUUUCGGUUGUGACAUUUAUUUAACAAUACAUUAUUUAAAUGCUGAUAAUGUUUGUUGCUUUAUUCCCAUUAAAAAAAUUUUGAUAAAUAAAAUUUUAUCACAUAAAUUAUAUAAUUAAUUAAAUCAAUAAAUGUUGAAAUGUAAAUAUUUAUAAUGAUAUAUAUUUUAUUUAAAUUAUAUUUGCUUAACUGUGACGACUGCUAUUAUAAUUGUUGUGAUAGAAGUUUAAGUUUAAACAUUGAUGGAAAUGUAUUGUGAAGUAUCAUCUGUAAUUGGUUUUGCGAACAAAUGUCUAUUAACCUUAAGGAACAUGUAUUUCGAUCGUAUUGUUAAAGCCAUCACAAGUCUUGUAUCCUCGCCUGUUGUAAUCAAUUGUUUGGGAUAUGAUCUAAAUCACAUGCAAUACACACGACACUGCCAAAAAUGUGGUAACUUUUUCUGAUCUAUGUCCUGUCCACCGAUAAUUAAUUAGCACUACACUGUACACACCAACGAAAUUCUAAAAUCAGCACUCACUGAUACAUGCAUAUGUAAUGUCAGUUUCAAAAACCCUUUUUGAAAAUCAAAUGACAUUUUGUUGUGAUACUUCAGAUUUAAAUACUUUUAUUUUUUUCUGUUCAUAAUGAUCGCCGUAUAAAAUCUCGUAGUUAUAAUUUUCUCAGCUUGUGCCUAGUGUUGAAAACACCAAUUUGGCAGAUAAUAUUAAAUAUUAUAACGGUAGAGGGCACAAACGUUUAAAUCGUUUAACAUAAUAUUUGUUGUUGCCAUCGUUUGAGAACAGCAAGUAAAAAAAUGUCAUUAUAGAAAUAUAAUUUUAAUUAAUGAAUAGGUUAAUAAAAUAUUUUUUAAAUGUCAUGAAAUGUUGUUUUAUAUAUACUUUAUAUUUUAUAAGUUUAGACAAUUUAUUUGUAUAUUAUGCCGAUGUGCAUAUAGUAUAUAUAACAUGCUAUUCACGCGUCGGUAAACUUUGAAAACUUUGAGAUGUUGGAACACUUUAUUUAUAAGUUGCGAGAUAAUCUAAUCUAUAUUUACUUUGAACUCAUGUCAUUUUAGUACGUGUGUAAAGCAAUACUUUUGUGAGGCUAACGCGUUAUUCUUCAUAUAAAGCAUUUCCAUUCAUUUCGUACUGAUGCCUUAUAACCGUUUUGUAUAUAAAAUAUAAAUGAAGAUUAGUAGAAAAUAUUAAAUUUAUUGGCUUCAAA